Messenger RNA from Gryllus bimaculatus (two-spotted cricket), 420 nucleotides. The record is from the annotation of a GenBank genome assembly. NCBI's taxonomy places the organism in Eukaryota, Metazoa, Arthropoda, Insecta, Orthoptera, Gryllidae.
AUGUCAGUGAGUAAUCAUUACUUAUUGGAUAUUUUAGGUACACUUCAUGCACUUCACAUGAAAGAUGGAGGAGCCAUGUCAGCCCAAGUUCAUUCUAAACUCGGGCAGUCUGUACUUCAUGAAGUGUUCUUGAGCUACAGGAUCUAUCCCAAUCCGGGUGCAUUAGCACGUGUCCAUGAUAUGCAGUGCAUUACAACUCCAGAAACACGUUGCUACAUUGUAUCUACAGUUCACAUUCCAUGCAAUGUACAUGGUGUUGAUAUUGAGGUAGGAUCUAAAAUCGGUGAUCAUAAAGAUCAAAGUCAACGAUGUGUCUUAACUUAGUUUCCAACUUCCAUGGACUGGUACUUAGAGAAGUUCUGAAUUAAUAUCAAGUGAGAGCGCUGUGCAUUUGGACUUUCUAAAUAUAAAGAUAAGUAU